Siniperca chuatsi (mandarin fish) is the source of this 3901-nucleotide messenger RNA. RefSeq names its product pitrilysin metallopeptidase 1 (gene pitrm1). Bases 182 to 3265 code for a protein of 1027 amino acids. Gene Ontology annotation, molecular function: metal ion binding. Gene Ontology annotation, cellular component: mitochondrial matrix. The record is from RefSeq and is a predicted model, not a curated record. The transcript is spliced from 27 exons. Lineage: Eukaryota; Metazoa; Chordata; Actinopteri; Centrarchiformes; Sinipercidae. Gene Ontology annotation, biological process: protein processing.
UUCAUGUGUGCAACCGAGCCAACGUGUCAUGCGUACUACACACGGCGGUGAGAGGACACGGACCCAACAUGCACGACCGAAAUCAUGUGGAGUUAUUGAUAGCGUUUGACUAGAACUGUGAUUUUACAGGAGAACAUAUUGGGAGUAGACACACUUGAAUAAUUUAGCAACUGUCAAAACCAUGUUUCGGCAAACGAAGGCGCUGUUCCAGAAACUUCGAUACCAAACGUUAAGGUUCAAUGGACAGCCGCAUACAUGGAAGCUGAAGAGCACUUCAGCAAGAGAGAGGGCAGUUCAGUACCAACCAGGACAGAAGAUCCAUGGCUUUACUGUCAGAGAGGUUGUAGCGGUCCCUGACUUGUUUCUCACAGCAGUGAAGUUGAGCCAUGAUAAAACUGGAGCUCAGUACCUCCAUGCAGCCAGAGAUGAUUCCAAUAACCUCUUCAGUGUCCAGUUCAGAACGACCCCCAUGGACAGCACGGGGGUCCCACACAUCCUGGAGCACACGGUGCUGUGUGGAUCUGAGAAGUAUCCCUGCCGAGACCCUUUCUUCAAGAUGCUUAACAGGUCCCUGUCCACCUUCAUGAACGCUUUCACAGCCAGUGACUACACCAUGUAUCCAUUCUCAACCCAAAAUGGUAAGGACUUCCAGAAUCUGCUGUCGGUCUAUCUGGAUGCAGUUUUCUUCCCAUGUUUACGAGAGCAGGAUUUCUGGCAGGAGGGCUGGAGGCUGGAGAAUGAAAACCCCACAGAUCCCAACUCCCCUCUGGUUUUUAAAGGAGUGGUGUUCAAUGAAAUGAAGGGGGCUUUUUCGGACAACGAGCGUGUGUACGCCCAGCACCUCCAGAACAAGCUGUAUCCAGACCACACCUACUCUGUGGUGUCAGGAGGAGAGCCCCUAGCCAUCCCCGACCUUACCUGGGAGCAACUCCGACAAUUCCACGCCACACAUUACCACCCCAGCAACGCUAGGUUCUUCACCUAUGGAGAUUUGCCUUUGGAGCAGCAUCUGAAGCAGAUUCAAGAGGAAGCUCUGUCCAAGUUUGAACGCAUCAACCCGAACACAGAGGUCCCCUCCCAGCCACACUGGAGCAGCCCUAGAGAGGACCAUGUGACCUGCAGCCCUGACGCUCUGGCUCCGGAUCCAGCCAGGCAGAACACGCUGUGUGUGAGCUACCUGCUGGGAGACAUCACUGACACGUUUGAAGGAUUCACUCUCAGCCUGCUGUCCUCUCUAAUGAUCUCUGGACCAAACUCUGCCUUCUACAAAGCUCUCAUUGAACCCAAGAUAGGAACUGACUUCUCUUCUGUCGUGGGAUAUGAUGGCAGCACCAAAGAGGCAUCGUUCAGCAUAGGACUGCAGGGAAUAGCUGAGGAGGACACAGAGAGGGUGAAACAAAUCAUCAGCCAAACCAUCGAUGACAUUAUAGAGAAUGGCUUUGAGGAGGACCGAAUCGAGGCUCUCCUUCAUAAGAUUGAGAUCCAGAUGAAACACCAGUCCACCAACUUCGGCCUGUCUCUGGCCUCUUACAUAGCAUCGUCGUGGAACCAUGACGGCGACCCGGUCGAGCUGCUGCAGAUCAGCAACAGCGUUGCCGAGUUCAGACGGGCCCUGAAGGAAAACCCUCACUUCCUCCAGGACAAAGUCAAGCACUACUUUAAGGAGAACACACACAGACUGACCCUGUCCAUGAGCCCAGAUGAGGCCUACAUGGAGAAACAGUCCAAGGCUGAGGAGGAGAAGCUCCAGAAAAAGAUCCAGGCUCUGUCUGACAGUGACAGAAAAGAGAUCUAUGAGAAAGGUCUGGAGCUGCUGGCUGCUCAGAGUAAAACCCAGGAUGCCUCCUGUUUGCCUGCACUCAAAAUGUCCGACAUUGAGCCCACGAUACCCAUCACUCCUGUUCAAAUCGGCACUGCAGAAGGCAUACCAGUUCAGUACUGUGAGCAGCCCACCAACGGCUUGGUUUACUUCAGAGCCAUGUGUAGUCUCAACACCCUGCCAGAGGAGCUCAGGCCUUAUGUGCCGCUCUUCUGCAGUGUUAUUACCAAGAUGGGCUGUGGAUCUCUGGACUACAGGCAACAGGCCCAGCAGAUGGAUCUGAGGACAGGGGGCAUGUCUGUCUCCACCCAGGUUAUCCCUGACUCCACCCAGCUGGACAUGUACGAGCAGGGUGUCCUCCUGUCCUCCUCCUGCCUGGAGAGGAACCUUCCUCACAUGUUUCAGCUGUGGAGCGACAUAUUCAACAGCCCCAACUUUGAUGAGGUGGAGCGCCUGAGAGUGCUGGUGAUGAUGGCAGCACAGGAGUUGGCCAAUGGGAUCUCCUACUCUGGUCACAUGUAUGCUAUGACCCGUGCAGGCCGUCACCUGACUCCAGCAGGAGACCUCCAGGAGACUUUUGGUGGGAUGGAACAGGUGAAGUUUAUGAAGAGGAUAGCUGAGAUUUCAGACCUCAGCCAAGUCAUCCGAACACUACCCAGGAUCAAAAAACACCUUCUCAACCCUGACAACAUGAGGUGUGCAAUCAACACAACUCCACAGAAAAUGUCUGACACAGCAGCACAGUUGGAGAGUUUCAUGAAGGAAGUCGCUGGAAACAGAAAGGAACGCAAACCUGUCAGAACUAAUAUUAUUGAGAGGCCUCUAGACUCCCUGGAUGACUCCGGACCGAGUAGGAAACUCAUCUCUGAGUUCAAUUUCCAGCCAUGUCAGAUGAAAACUUUCUUCCAGCUGCCCUUCCCUGUCAACUUUGUCAGCGAGAGUAUUCGUACGGUACCAUUCUCCCACGAGGACUACGCCAGUUUGUGCAUCUUGGCGAGGAUGAUGACGGCAAAAUUUCUUCAUGGAGAAAUCCGGGAGAAGGGAGGAGCCUACGGUGGCGGGGCCAGGGUGGGAGGAGGUCUUUUCUCCUUUUACUCAUACAGGGACCCCAACUCAGUGCAGACCUUAUCUGCGUUUCGUAAAGGUGUGGACUGGGCAAAGUCGGGACAGUUCACCCAGCAGGACAUCGAUGAAGCCAAACUGUCAGUCUUCUCAGCUGUCGACUCACCUGUGGCCCCCGCAGACAAAGGAAUCGGUCGCUUCCUCAGUGGAGUCACAGAUGAGAUGAAGCAGAAUCACAGAGAGAGACUCUUCGCUGUCAGUCACAAAAGUUUGGUGGAAGUGGCCGAAAGAUACCUCGGUGUUGGUCAGAGGACGUGUGGCGUUGCUAUCCUGGGGCCAGAGAACGAGACGAUUAAGAAAGAUCCCUCGUGGAUUGUAAAAUAAUCCAAUCAGUAUGUAUUUUAUAAUUGAUCAUUUGACUUCCAAUGUACCAUGGUGGCAAAGAAGCUGAAGCGCACAAUAUGAAGAGGAAGAAUGUAAUCUGAUUCUUUCAGAUUAUUUUCUUUCUCUAUGUUCCGUUAUGUACGUAUUUAUGGAAAUGUGAUUACAUUAUCAUUGGAAUACAAAAUCUGAGUCACCUCUUUAUUUAGUGAUUCCUGGAGUGUGUAACACCUUGAAAACCUCAUGACUUUGCAGUUUAAGGAUAAUAUGGUCCCUCUGAAAGUUAAUUGAAUUUCCUGAACACGAUAUCAGAAAUAUCCUCUUCAAUAUAAAAACUAAUUUAACCCAACAGUGAUGUACAAAUGAUAAUGACAAAAUAAUUAAGUAACAAAUCACCAAUGCAACGCUCCUACAAAAGGUGGGUCAUAUUAGGUUAAAUGCAAUUUAGCAGUGUUUCUCUACCUCCUAUAUACUGUAAACCUCAGUUUCUGAACUCUAAAAAUCAUUGAUUUCCUUUACAGCUGUAAAUAUUUGGUAUUGCAUAUGUUUUUGGGUUGUUUUUUUAAUCUUCAAAUUCUUUAACACUUAUUGUGUCAGCCCUCACAAAGGGUCAAUAAAAACACAGUAUUAUCUCACUUA